CCAGCCUCUUUUUUUUUUCUCUCCAUUGUGUGCACACAUCAAAAUAUUGAGAGAGCGAAGUGAAAAAAGAUUUGGAAUACGUUUUGAACUCGCCGUCAAAAACCCAUUCCAGUAGCCACUGAUCGGUUUCGCCGAUUCCACCGCUUCUUGUUAUUUAUCAGAUUGUGGGGUUAAAGCCGAAGAAUUUAAAUUUUUUAAUUUUAAUGCAAGUAAUGAUUUUUAUUCUGGUUUAUACGCUCCUCCAUCAAUGAAGGGUUGUAUCAUGGCAUGAUCACUGCGCAAAUAAUCGCCUUUCCCUUCUGGGUUUUCGAGGAUUUCGCGUUUGUUUCGUUGGGUCGGCGUUUCCUUUCUAUUUUUUAUUUUUUUUAUUAUUUGGGUUUUCUUUUGUUCUUUUUCUUGCCACUAUUUUUUUUUUUUUGGGGGGGGGGGGGGGGGGGUGAUUGAAGUGAUGCUAGACUUCAGGGAAGGUUUCAAUGUGAAAAAAUAACAUUUUUGGGUUCUGGGGUUAGGCCUAGGGCUAGAAAGUUUUGGUGGGUGGUGGAGAUGAAGGAGAAUACUGAUAUUGAGGAAGGAGAGGCUUGCUAUUAUAAUGUUGAUGAUGAAGCCAACAUUGACCCCGAUUCUUUCUCGUACAUUGAUGAGAAGAUUCAACAUUUUCUUGGUCAUUUUCAAAAGGACUUUGAAGGUGGUGUAUCUGCUGAGAAUUUGGGUGCAAAAUUUGGUGGCUAUGGUUCCUUUUUACCUACCCAGGAGCGCUCUCCUUGUUUGUGUUCUCAUCCAAGGACUCCACAAAGAAACCACAGCUCACCAGAACUUAGUAUCAAUCUCCACAUGGAGGCUGUGUCUCAUAACACAAAAGCAUCUUCAAAUGGGCUUCCUGCAAGGCCUGAAAAUGCUUCUCAUAGUUCUUAUUCAUUUCGUGAUUUAAAAGAAGCUUCAGUAAAUGAUUCAGUGAAGAAAGAACAAGGAAUUUCUUCCAGUGAUAUAGCUGAGAGGUGCACUUCGAAAGAUGAUAGUACAAAAAAGACAGGAAAUUCAACUGACCAAAGGCCACUGAAGUUUCGAAUUAAAAUGAAAUCUAAUAUCUUAGCACCAAACAAUGCAGAGAUAUAUAGUGGCCUUGGGCUUGAUAACUCUCCCUCUUCCUCAAUGGGGAACAGCCCUGUGGAAAGUGAAGGCAUGCCACCAGUAUCUCAAGAGAAUGCUGAAGAUUCUCCAAAUGGCAUUAUUCAGGUUAUGACUUCCUUUCCUAUCUCUGGGGGUGUUCUAAUAUCUCCUCUGCAUGAUAGUUUGCUCUACAUGAUAAAGAAUGAAAAAGUUAUCAGAGACAGCAAAUACUUGUCUUCUCUUAAAGGUCAUCAAGAUACUUGUUCCAUGUCUACUGACGAAUCAGAUUCUUUUGUGGGGGAUGAACAUUUGAAGAAGAAAACAGUGAGAAUAAUGAGAGAAAGUGAAAAACAGUUGGAAUUGAAGCAUACAAAUGGCACCUUUUCUGAGAAGGAUUUGACAUUGCAUACAAAGAAAAGAUUAGGAAAUAGAACACCGGAUUGUAAAGAUUUCCUCUCUAAUGACUUGAAACGUACACCUCUGUCAAGUUCAAUUUGUGAUGCUGGUGAAACAGCUGAAGUCACUGCUAAAGCUUUUGAAGCCUCCAAGGACUUUAAUGAGAGUGGAGUGCAAGGCAGAAUGGUUCCCGUAGAAGCUUUGAAGGAGGAGUCAUUGGAGUCAAUAUCUGGUCAGGAUUUUGAGAAGACUGAAAAGCAAAAUGCAGGAAAUGGGUUUAUGAAAAAUGCUUUAGAGCAUAAACUGGAAAAUUCCCGCAAGGAUAAUUUUACAGACCCUAUGAAUAAUAACAUGCGUAAUACUUUCAUGAAUAAGUUUGAAUCUGAUGCAGUAAAACACAAGGUAGAUCAUAAGUAUGAGAACCAUCAGAAAGUAAAGGCCGUGUCUGAGCGGAAGACUAAGUCAAAGGGUGAUCUGAGUCCUGGAAAAGCUGAGGCUGUUGGAAGAAAAGAUAGCUUUGGUGGUACUAAUAAUGCAAUGGUAAUUGAUAAAGGGAUUGCUGGCUUUGACAAUACUUGUAAAAGUAAAAUGAAUAAGUCAAUGUCACUGAAGGGCAAAAAGUUCAGUAAUAGUAACGGGGAUUCAUUGAAAGAAAAAAAAUCAGAACAGAAAGUUGCCAGUGUUGCCAGUAUUGGUGCUAUAAAAAACGGUAACAUCGGUAAUGGAAAAAAGAGUGCAUUUGGGACUAAGGUAAAGGAAAGACUGAGUGGCCAUAAAGUGGCCAACCAGUUGCUAGCUGGGCCAUGCAUCAAAGAUACUUCAGCUGCACUUCCUAUUGCUGAAAACAACCUUGCUCCAGAGAUGAUUUCAUCAGCAGUAGGAGUGCCUCAAGUUAUUGCGGAAGAUUGGGUAUGUUGUGACAGUUGCCAGAAAUGGCGGCUACUGCCUAAUGGUAUGAAGCCAGAGCAUCUUCCAGAGAAGUGGCUGUGUAGCAUGCUAAAUUGGCUGCCUGGAAUGAAUUCAUGUGACUUCAGUGAGGAUGAGACAACAAAAGCACUUUAUGCCUCAUAUCAAAUACCAAUUUCCGAUGGUCAAAAUAACAUGCAAAGCCAUGGCACUGAAACUGCAAUUGGAGUGAGCUGUACUUUGCAAUAUGGCCUGAAUCACAAAAUGUCCACUUUUGAUAUGUUGUCUGAUCGAGAAAAGAAGAAACAUGUUAUUAAGGAAAAGACAAUGUCAGGAAGUAAUAAUGAUGUUCUUCAGUUCCCAAAUUCUGCAAAGAUCAAUGUUCAAGUAUCUGGAAAAAAUAGAAGCUUGAAUGCCAUGAAUCAUCAUCCUGCUGACUUAAACCCAAUGAAGAAGACAAGUUCUUCUAAACAUCUUAGCAGGCUUGACAACAUGAUAGAAGAGAAAAACGUGCCUAAAGAGAAAGAAAAGCAAGUAAAUGAAGGUGAUAGAAAGCAUGCUAAGUUGAAACGUAAGAUGGAUGCUGAUCAAUAUAAAUUGGGAACUCCUAAGAAACCAAAAGUCGAAAAUGUUUUCUAUACUGAUAAGCAAUUGAAUCCUGGCAUGGACCUUGAGAAGGUGUCUCUAUAUUCAAGAAAUGGUUUGCCAACAAAAGCUAGUGGGAAGGAAAUGAGGAAGUAUGAUGAAUAUUGUUUAUCUGAUGACAUACAGGACAGAUUACCAGUCACUGUCAAGAAUGAGGGAGAUCAUGCUCAGGUCUCGUCUGGUGGUGGGUCCUUGGAUGUGAAAAACAGAAGUAAAAGUGGUUUAAUGAAGAAAAGGAAAUUGAAGGAGCAUAUGGAUGAUGAAAAGCAUAACAACUCAUACUCCUCGCAUGGUGAAAAGCAGUAUGGUGAAGAAGGCAAUGCAAGUGAAAUUAGGAAGCAAAAGAAAUACAGAAUUUUGAGUAAAGAGGCAAAAUUAGUAACUGAAGGUGAUGAUAAAUUGAGUAAAGAUGGGAUGAGGCAAGUUUGCUUGUCAGGCAAUAGGGACCAAAUGGCUGUUGGGACAGAAGUAAGAUUUGUUGAUAAAGGCAACCAGCCAAGGAAGCAUAGGAAAAAUGUUGCAUCUCUUCAUGCUUCGGACAGUAUUGAUCAAUUGGGCAAGGGUUUGGGCUCUAGACCGCUUUCAUUGGCAGCAACUUCAAGCUCUUCUAAAAUUUCAGGGUCUCAUAAAGCUAAAACCAACUUUGAAGAUGUGAGAGGUUCACCUGUUGAAUCUGUCACCUCGUCACCUCUGAGGGCCUUCAACUUGGAUAAGAAUAUUUUGGCAAUAGGAGACACUUCAGUGAAAGAUGAUGCUACAAAAGGUUACCUCUCUUCAGUAGGUUCAAGGAGAAGUGUUGAUAAUAGGGAGGGAAAGCUAUCAGUAAAAUUGAAGGCGGGUAGAAUUUCGCAUGACUUACAUCCUGCAUCCCACAAAUUAUCUUCAAUAGAGGCUCGGUUUGAGGAUGCUAAAGACACAGCCAGGGUCCAAGCUAAAAAAUCUUCUGAACUAAAGAAUAAUCAUUUGCUUGAAGCUGGUGUUCAUGUUGAACAGCCUGGUUAUUGUGCUAAUGGUAUACGUUAUGAGGAGAAAGUAAACAAGGACAACCAGGAAAGUGAACUUUCUUGGCAGAAAUCUGGUAAGGUUUCAUCAUUGCACCGCAAGGAGAAGGGCAGAAAGUCUGGUUCUCAUGUUGGUAUGAAUAAGAUGAAGAUUUCAGUUUCAGACAUUGGUGGUUAUUCAAAAACAAGUGGGAAGCAUGAUUCAGCAGUUAAUCCCAGUAAUCAUGCAUCUGGUGCUGAGGCAAAAAAUAAUGCUAAAUAUAUUUCUUUGAAGUCUAAAAGUGAAAUUGACUGUAUUAUUCAGAAAAGUGCUUUAAGACAUGGGCCAAAUGAAACUGGAAAACAAACUGAGAUAAAAGAAAGAGACUUUGAGAAUUCAAUUCUGAAGAUGAAUGCUCAAUGUAGCACUGAUAAUAAGACUAUCUCCCGGCAAAACCUGACUCAGGAUUUUAAGGGAGAAAACAAAGCUAAUCUCACUGAAUCCAGAGUUGGGGAAUCCAAAGUUCUCCCAUCUGCAGUGGAUGAAGUAAAAAGGGAAGCAUUGAAUGUGAGUUCUAGAACUGUACCUCAGUAUCAAAAGGGAGGCAUGUCUAAUGAGCGUCCUGUCCAUGUUUCUGGCAAUGAUGAUUUGGCCAAGUCAAUGAGAAAUUAUGCCGAUGUUAGUAACAAUGCUGGAGUUAAUUAUAGUUCUGGAAAUUUUGCACCUGAUCAGCAACUUACUUUGUCAAGUCCUUUGAGAACUAAUUCCAGCCAAACUGCUACUGGCACCCUGGAAGAAGCCGCAAAACUAAAAGAUAGAGCAGAUAAUUAUAAGAACUCCGGGUUUGACUUUGAAAGCAAUGAGACAUACUUUCAAGCUGGUUUGAAGUUUCUGCAUGGAGCCUCUCUUUUAGAAAAUUGUCAUAAUGAGAGUAGCAAGCAUGGGGAAAUGAGUCAAAUGAAAAUUUUUGCUACUGCAGCAAAACUUUUCAAAUGCUGUGCCCAUGAAUAUGAAACUCACCAAGAAAUGGCAGCUGCUGCUUUGGCAUAUAAAUGCAUGGAGGUGGCAUACAUGAGAGUGGUUUACUGUAAAAAUUCUAGUACUAACAGAGAUCGACAUGAGUUGCAAUCAACUCUUCAACUGGUUUUUCAAGGCGAAUCUCCUUCAUCUUCUGCAUCCGAUGUUGAUAACCUUAACAAUCAGACAGCAGCGGAUAAGGCUACUUUGCCCAGGGGUACUAAUACUCAUGUUGCUAUCAACCAAGUCAUAUCUGCUCGAACUCGUCCAAAUUUAGUCAGGCUUCUUGAUUUUACUCAGGACAUACAUUUUGCAAUGGAGGCUUCUAGAAAAUGUCAGAGCACUUUUGUGCUUGCUAAUGUGAUCAUGCAAGAAGCAUGGAAGAAGGACUGUAUAGCUUCUAUUAGAAGCGCUAUUGAUUUCAGCUUCCAGGAUGUAGAUGAGCUUGUACGUCUGGUUUGGACUGCCACAAAAGCCAUAAGUCACGCUGGUCUUGGUGGUACUAGAUUAUCUUGAUCCUGUAUAUAAUUUAUUUUUUUGGUUUUACUUCUCAACUGAAAUGGAUGGCAUUGUGAAAGGAAGAGGCUAAAAGAUAUCUACCAAGACUAGCACUUGGAAACCUGCUAAGGCGGCAGGUUGAAGGCGAUUUGCUACCCUUGUGUACAUUUGUACAAAAUGUGAUUGAUUAGAAAAUUUUGUAACACUUUUUCAGUUAAGGUUUUUCUUAAUGUGGAUAUAGGGGUACAACACACACCCUUAAAUUUUAUGGGUUAGAAAGAGGGAAGAGGAUUCCUGGCUGUCAAGUGAUGCCGGAUGGAUAUCAUAUAUGUUAGUUCAGUGCUACAUUCUUUGCUCCACUUAACUGGAGCCCCGGGAACAAGAAUUUAGAGUCUGGAAAGAUUAGGGAACCAUUUUUGAGGGCUUUGAACACUUAUAUAGUAGUUAUAAUAGGUCCAUUGUUAAUGACAAACUCUCCUUUUAUGUUAUCAUAUCAAAGUUUUGAAUGAAUAGAAAUCCUUGCAGAAAC
Glycine soja is the source of this 6079-nucleotide messenger RNA. RefSeq lists its product as uncharacterized. NCBI's taxonomy places the organism in Eukaryota, Viridiplantae, Streptophyta, Magnoliopsida, Fabales, Fabaceae. The coding region runs from base 544 to 5568 and encodes 1674 amino acids. Gene Ontology annotation, molecular function: zinc ion binding. The transcript has 11 exons. The record is from RefSeq and is a predicted model, not a curated record.